Messenger RNA from Biomphalaria glabrata, 5505 nucleotides. RefSeq lists its product as uncharacterized. The record is from RefSeq and is a predicted model, not a curated record. The coding region runs from base 149 to 4201 and encodes 1350 amino acids. Lineage: Eukaryota; Metazoa; Mollusca; Gastropoda; Planorbidae. The transcript is spliced from 11 exons.
UGCUUAAUUCAUGUCCCCUUAGCCUUAGGCUUAGACUUACUUCUUAGUGAGUGCGUUUGUAACAGUUGAGUUUGUCACUUGUCACAGACUUGUGGCAAGUUCAAGUUGUGAAGUUUUAGUUUGUGCUAAAAACUAUCAAUGAGAAACCAUGUCAAAUACAGAAAAAAUGGGUGAUCCUUUGAACCUGUCUACUUGGACUCUAAUUGAUAAUGAAGGAGAGAUAGUGUAUCAGUCUGGGGAUAUUGACUCUGAAUCAAGUGACAGUUCAAUUGAAGUAGUGACUUUUAAUGAUGGGGAAUUAGCAACUUUCUCAAGGCACCUUAGCAGUGAUCCUAACAAGGAAAUAUCAGAUGAUCUGAUGGAUCUCAAGGAGACACUAGAACACAAUUCAGUGAAUGAUCACCCUGGAAAUCACGAGUCUUUUGGAAAUCAAGAGUCUCUAUCAUCUGAAAGCACUGCUACUUCCUCUUUUCUUAGUGAGAAUUUUGACAGACAAGCUGAAACAGAUGUGAUUAAGUCAAGCUUAAAUAAUGUGAUACAUUAUGUUGAUAAAAGUUUGCAUUCUGGUCAGACAAUUAAAGAAGUAACUGUCAGCAGCCAAGAUGAUCUUGAUUUAUUGGUCAAUGAAAAACAAGAAAAAAUACUUGUGAAGGAUUGUUUAGUUAGUGGAGCAGAAAAUAAUGAAGAUAUUGUGUAUGAUGAUACAGUUACUUCAGUUAGACAUAGUGAUCACUAUGAUGGUUCCAAGAUAGGCGAUAACCCUUUAGGCAAUGAGUUAGGAGCUUGCUGCUUGGAUCUCUUGCUUGAAAGAUCUGGUGACUUUAAAAAUACAGUCGAAACAGAUCUUGCCAAUGAAGGAAAAACCUACUUAUCAGCUUAUGCAAGCGACAGUGGAACAGACCGUAUCCACUUUUCAGAUGAAGAAAGUUCAGUUAGCCACACUGCCAAAGACAUUGUCAGCUUGUUAGAAGAGGAACCGAAAUCUAGCAAUACUGACACAGAUCUGAUCCACUUGUCAGAAGAGGAAAACACAAAUUACAGUGUUGGAAGAAGGACUGACAGUGACACCGAUUCUGAUUUUGUACGCUUGGACUGUGGUAGCUUGCCUGAUCUUGAUAUUCAUGAGAUUACUGUGCCUAUUAGAAUCUCUACAGUUGAAUCAUCUGUUUGUCCAAGUUUUAGCUUUUUAAGAAAUGCAGAUUCUGCUAAUAGACAUUCAACAAGUCAAGAAUCUACUAACAGAGAGGCAGUGAUUCCUUAUGAAGAAGAUGUUGAUGAUGACACAGAAUCCUCCACAGAGGAAGGAGUUGAUGAUCGCAUUGAGAGUGAGCAGAGUGAGGCUGGCUCACUGUCUGCCCAGAAUGACAUCGGAGAUCUCUCAGUCUUUGCUGAUAUUGGAGACCUGCCUCUUGAUGCUGGCAAUGUCCCUCGUAACUACAUUCAUAGCCCUAAUAAUCACCUAAGCACAAUUCUUAAUGUCAUUGUGUUUGUUGCUGCCAUUUUGACAAUGGGAAUCAGUUUAGGUAUUAUAGUAGGAACAGACUUGGAGAUUGAGGAAUGGCAACAAACAGUCUAUCAGCAGUCUAUGAAAAUAAUUUUGUUAGAGCAGCAGUUGAAACUGAAGUCAGAAGAACUCAGUUCUGUGAAAAUGGAAUUGGUAGAAAAAUCAUACUUUGCGGAGACUUGGGUAAAAAAAUUUGAACAUUUUUAUGCACAAGCGUAUGUUCAGUUUUGCAAUCUUGCAAUAUAUGAAAACAAAAGCAGAGAAAAUGGAUUUAACAUGUUAGGUGAUGUAUUUGAAAGAGUCACUAACUGUGAAAGAGCCAAAAUGGGCUUAAUGUGCGACGAGGGCGUAUUUUCACUUCCACCUUGUGAAAAAUACUUUGAAUGGUUCAUUGGCAACUUUAGCAUCAUCAAGAAUGAAGUAGCUACCCCCAGUUCUUCCAAUCAGAAGCCAUCAGAGAAUACAGAAGGUCUUCACAAUCUGACUCAAGAACACCAACACCAGAUCCUUCAAGAAACUCAUCAAGCAGCUCCAUUGGCAGAACCUGUUAUGAUAAACAUCAAAGAUCUCCAGCAGUCUCUUACUAGAGAGCAGCAAAGGGCACUUCAUUGGCAGAAUUUGUAUCUUUCUGAACGUAGACAGAAAGAAAGAGAAAGAGAAAAUGAGGAGUGGGAAGAUGAAAGGGAUAGAGAACUUUGGGAAAAUGAACAUGAACACCUUGACCAAGUUGAUUGUCUCAAAAAGCUCAUGGCUGCCAAUGUUACCAGGCUGACCCAACACAUUUCUCAAUGGAAUUUUACUGUUUUUGAUGAUUUUGCUAACCUUUCGCUUUUGCUUUCGGGCGUGGCAGAGUUGAAACAGUCUGUAAUAGAUUCUCUUCAGAAUGUUUGGGACCGUGCAGAGGAGAUGCUUGAUAAUGUGCAGAAAAAGAAUUCAGAUUGGGUGGAAGUCAAGUCAUCUAGUAGAGAUUUUGAAUUGCUGUAUGUUUACGUGACACACAUUUUACAGGAGAUUGGGGAAUUGCUUGAUGAGGAGACACUUUUGGAGUAUUUAAGAGUUCAAGUCAACAGUGUUAUCGAGCUUUUGAAAAACAUUAUUCUCUCUGAACCAUCAAGCAAAAAUAUUUUAUUACCCAUUCAGUCUAAUUUUGAACAUGCUCAAAUGCUUGACCCUGUUUUGGAUACAAAGAAAACUAUUGCAUCUCUAAUUCAGUUAUUUUAUGAUCUACAACAAACUUUGAAAGUUGAAUUUGGGUCUGAGGCAUUUCAGAGCAAGGCAGCUGAUGAGAUGUCUGAUCAAAUGGCUAAUGAAAAGCAUAAUGCUGAGAAGGUUGCAAAAAACAAGAAAAACAACUCUUGGCCAAAUCGUCUUGGAAUAUUGUUAAAAAAAACAAGUGCCUCUGUGAGAGAUAAAGUUAAAAACACCUGGCAGAAAAUUAAGUCAAUCUGGCAUAAUAAAAAAACAACUUUGCAUAAACUGAAGAAUUAUUGGCAUGAAAAGAAGCCAUCCGUUCUAAAAAUGGCUCAAGGAUUAACUGAUCACGUCAUCAAUGUAUCUUCAAAAUUUAAGAACCUCUGCACUUCCUUACCUCUCUUUAACAAAAAUGAAGCUGAUGUGAAUAUUUAUAGCAGGAGUGUUUCUAAAGCCAGAAAACAAUGGCAGAAAGACAUUUUACAUGAGCCUUGUAAAACUCUUGGAAAAUUCAGCACAGAGUGCAAUUCUGACCGAAAGCAGUUGAAGAAAAAUAUUAAAAAGAUAAAUCAUAAAUUCAUUGAAAUCUUGAAGCUAUUCAAUUCUAUUGAAGUUCAAAAAUUAAAACCUAAUCAAAUGAAGAAAAUUUUUCUGAAAAUCAAGUCAUUUCAAGAUGACUGGGGUAGCUCAGGACUGCUUUUAAAAACUGAUUUAGACUGGGUCACUUGCCAGAGAACUCAGUGGUUUAACUUCAUAAACAAAGCUACUCCACUGGAUUUAAAAAGUUGCAAUACCAUCAACCUUGAAGAAAACUUAAGUGAACAACAUUGUGAAAGAAGUAAGGUACAAAUAGUACAGAGUCAGGGUCCCUCAAAUCAUUUUAGCCAUCAACAAAAAUUAGAUGAACAGGUUCAGCCUGAAAACACAGAUUUCCACCAUGAAAAAGAUGGUGUCAGUGUACAGAACACUCUACACAGGAAUUUAGAUAACACCAAUAAAACCUUUGAGUUUGAAUCUAAGUCACAUGAGCAGGAUGACUGGUAUUUAAAAUGGGCUAACUACAGAGUUCAGAGUCGCAAAGAACAUGACAAAUCUGAUUGGAUCUUUCAAAUGGCAGCUGAUAGAGAAAAACAACGAAAUGAAGACAGGGCUUCAUCCAACUGGGUGUUUCAAAAGGCAGAUCAUAGGAAACAAAAACGUAGAGAGGCGCAUAGAAAUGACUGGCUGUUUGAAAGAGCACAUCGAAAUCCUUCAUGUGAUGGUCAUUUCAGUCAUUGUGAAACAGACAGUCAUGACAAAUCUAAAAACUGGUUUGAGAAACAUGAUGACCAUAGAGAAAAUAUGAGAAGGCAAGCCAGACAUAUGAGGGAAGACAAGAAUAUGCAUAGAAACUUUCAUAGUGAAAAGUUAAAAAGGUCUAAACCCAAAAGACAUCAUUAUCAUUCCCACUCCAGGUCAAGUAAACAAGAUGAUAAAAGGUUUCACUCAGCAUUUGCACAUUUCUAGUCCUUAUUGUGAUCCCUAUCUCUAUGGCUUCUUUAUCACAUUAUGAAACAUAAUAUGCAUUGAGCUGUACAAAAGUAGAUUACCUAUGAUCCUGUUGCUCAAGUACUUAUCCCUGAGGUUUACGUUAAAAUUGCAUUUGCCUCCAUCAUUGCUAUGUCUGUGGUGUUCUUAAAUUUUAAAGCAACAAAAAUUUAAAGUAGCCAAAGUGACUCUACCUUUCAAAAGCAGGCUGCAGAAAAAUACUGAAAAUUAAAAUUAUCCUUUUUUUUUUUUGCUAGAAUGAAACAGCUGACAUUUCAUUUUCACCCAGUGUGUGCAUUUGUUGUUCUAAAGUUGUUAAAUCAUUUAGAUCUACUAACCAGAGCUGUAAGCUUGUUGUGAUGCUAAACUUUGAUAUUUAAUUGUGUAAGCAAUACCCAGUUUCCUAAGUGUUUAUUGCAUUGAAUGUUGUUGAAUUGUAUUGUUGAAAUAGAGUUAUAACAAACCUUUAUUUUUUCGAGAUUCAUUUCACAAUGGAACAUUUAUAUUGUUUAUUAUUUUAAAUUGCUUUAAAAACUAAGAUUGAUCAUCUUUGUCACACAUAAGGUUCAGGUCAGAUUCACAAUUAAAUUUUAAAAGAUUUGUCAUAGUUUUAUAAAUGCAUUGAGGUGUGGGUUAUUUUAGUUAUAUAUAGUUGUUUUUCUUUUUACAAUUUUUUAUGUUUCUAAAAUAAGUAAAAUUGCAAAAUUUAAAGCAUAUUAUGAUAAGAUAAGUUUAAAAAAAUCAUAUUAUAUUGGCUACAAUAAUAAUAAAAGAUCACUAACUAUUAUUUGUUUCAAUGGUAACUUCUACACACACAAAAAUCUAUACAGAGAAAAAAAAGGUAAAUACAAAAGCAACGCGUCAUGUUUUCAUUCAGAUCUGAUAUUUUCUGUAAUUGUAUUGUUUUGUUUACUUUAUAAAAGGCUUAACAUUUUGGUGAUUUUCUACAUGUUAAAAAUCCUUGAUUAUUUGUCUUUCAAAUUACAUAUAGAUCUAAUUGUUCUUGAAAUAUGAAAAGAAGCUUAAUACUUUUGAAAUAUAGUUCAGAUAAUUUAAAAAUGGCUGUACUGUAAUUUAAUCAUAGAGACUAUUAUCAUUUCUACUUUAAACAUCUAAACAAUUGUGUGUACUGUUAUCUCUUAGAAACCUGCUAUAAUAAUAACUAUUAUUGUCUGCAAAGCUUUUAUAAAUAUUUGUAUUUAAAUAUGUUAUUUUUGUCUGGUGAGGAUUUGAUUAUCGUAGAUUUAGUACAUCUGAAAUAAACUUUUUUUGCACAAAAAUAA